AUAAUUUCAAAGAUUUGUCAAUUGCGGCCCCUUUCUGCAUGAAUAAAAACAGGCGCACAAAAUCAACGACACAAUCCCUCAAAAUUCGAUGACGAAAUGAACAAAUUCUUGAUCUUUACACUUCUUCUCUGCUUCUUAACCGAUCCAAUCCUCUCAAUCGUCCAGCUCAGUUCCAUCUCCUCUUCGUUCCCGGACACUCCCGCCAGAUUCACUAAAGGGCUGAACGGCAGCGUAAUUUGCGGCGAUUUGUGGGUAGCUGAGCCGCUCGACGCCUGCUCCCCGCUGCUCGAUGAAGUCGAAGACGGCGGUGAUGAGAGUGCGAAUAUUGUUCUGAUUAUGAGGGGGAACUGCGCGUUUGAGGAGAAGAUCAGAAAUGCGCAGGAAGCUGGGUUUCGCGCCGCCAUCGUAUACGACGAUCAGCUCGACCACAACCUCAUUUCAAUGAUGGGAAACCCUGAAGGACUGUGGAUAUAUGCUGUAUUUGUGUCGAACACGGCGGGGGAGACCAUGAGAGAGAAUGCUCGGGGAGUCGGAGGUGAAUGCUGCAUCAUCUCACUUGUUGAUGAAACUGCCUGGACGGUGCUGGUUAUAUCGUUUAUUUCGGUCCUUGCUGUAAUCUGUCUCCUGGUUUCAAUCUGCUUCACGGUCAAUCAGUGGAGGAAUUGUCAAGAGACGAGGACCACUGCUGUCGAUGAUAAAGUCGUGGAUAUGCUCCCUAGAAUAACAUUCGGCGCCGUGAAUCUAAUCGACCCCAUAGGAGAGACGUGUAUAAUCUGUCUUGAGGACUACAAACAUGGGGAAAGCCUGAAAGUUCUUCCUUGCCGACAUGGUUUCCACUCGAGCUGUGUGAAUUCAUGGUUGACGAAGGGUGCCACGUUCUGUCCAGUUUGCAAGCAUGAUGUAAGGGCUAGAAUGGCUUCAUCAGUCAAGUGAUCGGAGACCUACUCCGAUCUGCUUAGUUGUCGUUCUUGGCAUGCCAACAACGGUCUUGAAAGUACACAAAGUGCGGCUCUCGCCCCAGCUAACCCUUUCCAAAGGACGUGCUGGUUUUCCCCUCGAGUCGAGAUCAUCAUGAGAAAACUUGACGCCUGCAUAUACUAGAAGAUUGAUACGACAAUUGCAGAAAGCAGCAAAUGCCGAUUGCUGCGAGCAGUGGGAAUGUGUGUUGGAAACAAGUAAACAACUAUUAAUGUUUUGCAUUUUCUUUUUCUUCUCUUUCAAUGGUAUUGAUGGGAUGUUUAAGACUGUAUAAAUAUGUGUUCUAUUAAGUAGUCAUUCUUCGUAA
Messenger RNA from Salvia miltiorrhiza (redroot sage), 1285 nucleotides. Its product is annotated as receptor homology region, transmembrane domain- and RING domain-containing protein 1. The transcript has 4 exons. Lineage: Eukaryota; Viridiplantae; Streptophyta; Magnoliopsida; Lamiales; Lamiaceae. The record is from RefSeq and is a predicted model, not a curated record. Bases 97 to 933 code for a protein of 278 amino acids.